AUGCCUCAUUCAACUCAAGCCAUCCAAUCAAUUGCACAAAUCAUUAAGGAUUUUACAAGUUGGCAAAGACAAUAUGAAAUACAUAAUGAACAAGCAAAUAAUGGUGCUUUUGUCUUAGGCAUUGCUGGCUGUUCAAAUAGCGGUAAAACAACAUUUUCGAAAAUAUUGUCCACUGCGCUGAUUAACGAAGGUAUGCGAACAGCAGUGAUUUCUCAGGAUGAAUUUUAUUAUCCAAAAGAACAACUUGAACGUGUUGUAAGCCGCGGAAAUCCAAAAAUCAUAUUUUAUAACUAUGAUACAGUAAAAGCGUUAAACACGGAUAAAUUCCUGUUGAGUUUGCAAAAAGCAAUUAUUACGAACGAUUUUGUAAUUGUUGAAGGAAGUAUGAUUAUGGAAAUCGACAGUUUGCGCCAACUGUUGCACCGGUGCAUUUUUAUUACGCUAAGUCAUACUUUGUGCGAACAAAGGCGUGCAGAUCGUCAACAUGACUUUGCGGACUUGCCUGGUGAUUAUUCUGAUGAUUACGAUAAUGGUUAUCCAUAUUGGAAAAAAAGAUACAUGAAAGAAAUUGUUUGGCCUGCAUACAGAAAUUAUUUAGCUAAUGCCUACAAUCUUGCUCGUCAUUCACCAGCUGUUGUUUUUGUUGAUGGAAAUACUGAAAGAUUUUCUAGUGAACCGGAAGUGAAAGCUUUAUUUUCAAAACUGUCCAAAAAUUUAUUAUUAAUUCAAGCUGAUGAACUUCAAUUAUCUUAUGUUCUUAAAUUUGUUAACAAACCAAAAAGUGGCGGAAUAUCGGUAUUUUUGGGAACAACAAGGGAUAGUUUUGGUGAUAAACAGGUUAUCCGAUUAGAAUUUGAAGCAUACGAUGAAAUGGUAUAUAAAGAGUUAGACAAAUUAUGCAAUGAGUUACGAAAAAGCUACCCUGAAGUUGACAGGAUCGCAUUGAUUCAUAAAGUAGGAAAAGUAUUUGUUGGAGAAACAUCAGUAAUAAUGGCAGUGAGUGCACCUCACAGACGAGAUGCAUUUCGAGCCACCGAGAAAGGAAUCGAUUAUUUGAAAGAUCGAGUUCCUAUUUGGAAAAAGAUAUUGUUGGAUCUUUAG
Molecule: messenger RNA, 1101 nt
Organism: Acanthocheilonema viteae
Lineage: Eukaryota; Metazoa; Nematoda; Chromadorea; Rhabditida; Onchocercidae
Source: the annotation of a GenBank genome assembly